Molecule: messenger RNA, 2089 nt
Organism: Cynara cardunculus var. scolymus (artichoke)
Lineage: Eukaryota; Viridiplantae; Streptophyta; Magnoliopsida; Asterales; Asteraceae
Exons: 7
Coding region: 179-1879 (566 amino acids)
Molecular function (GO): DNA binding
Source: RefSeq, a predicted model, not a curated record
UUACGGCUACCUUCUGCCUUCCUCGAAAACCGCCGGAGAACACAAGCCGACGGCAUCGGCAGUAUUUACCGACCGAAGUGAAGAGCAGAGCAUUAAGUGCUUUUGAUCUGGUUUAGUAGAUUUUUCAGACCGAGUUAUCUGAAAGAACAUGACUUGUACUGAAGUGCCGUAGAAGAAAAUGGUUCAUGUGGCAGAGGUGUGUGCGGAGUGCACCCAGAAUUGUCUCUUGAUGCAUAAAAAGGAUAAAAAUCCAUCACCUGUUGCUACUACGUUCUUCAAAGUCAUGUUUGGUGACGAAUAUUCCAAAGUUCUGUUCCUGCCUCCUAGAUUUGCUCAUAGUGUACGGAACAUGGUUGGUAAGGCAACUCGGCUUGAGGAUUUAAGUGGUGAGAAAUGGACAGUAAAAUUCACUAUGAUUGAUGGCUUCUUGGCUUUUGAAGAAGGUUGGAAUGCAUUUUCAACUGCUCAUGGGUUAAAGGUGGGAGAUUUCUUAGUUUUUCAUUACAUCAUGGAAUCUCACUUUGUUGUCUUGAUGUAUGGACAAAGUGGUUGUCCUGAAAUCCAACACUUCGGAUUUAAUCAGCACCAGAUGGAAGACACUCGGAAAAAGCAAAGAUUGGUUACUGAUAAUACUAAUAGUAAACCCUCAAAUGUGAACACUAACGACCAUCAUAUUUCAUGUGAACCUUCUCAAUCUGAACAUUCUGACAACGAGCAUCCUGAAAUUAGACACUCUGUAGGCACUCAACACAAAGAAGAAAGAAUUAAGAAAAAAGAAACAGCUGUGCAGUUACCACCAAGUGUCAAUGCUAAGAACACUUGUAAUCAUUUGCUUGCUUCGACUUCUCGACCUGGGCCCUCUGUUUCAGGUAAAGAAUUGGUUAGAGACGAGAACCCUGAUAACAUGGUGUCUGAGACUCCAACUGUGAAGCAGUUUUGUUUGGUYGAUAAUGAUAUUGAACAUGUAGAAGAUGAACACAGAAGCACUUUGAUAAACAGAUUUCAUCUUGACCGACUCCCCACCCAAAAAAGAGCAAUUGAGAAUCUCGAGGACCUUUUUGAACGUCUGUCUUCAAGAGACUCUUUACAUGACUUGUCAAUCCCUGAAAUUAACCCCCGUGAAUCUGACGAUGUCCGGAAAAACAAUGUAGCUUUCGGAGGCGGUGGAAAUGCAACUCAAAUUAACAAAUCUGGGAAGACGUUAGAAUCACGAUCCGAGGAGUCAAGGGAGAAUCCCAAGAAAAGCACCAUCAUGCCAAGUGAAGCCACAUGCAACAAUUCUAUCAAGAAGAGAUUGAGGAGCUCGAGCCUUCCAAUUGCAUGGCCAAAGAUGGCUAAAAAAGAACCGGCCGGGGCAAGCGAAACCGACACCUCAGGUUCAAGAUUGCAUGAUGCCUUCUGUCCCUCCCCCUCCACUGGGAUUUUUCCUAAAUCAAUAGCUAAACCAAUGAAAGUGACCAAAAAGGAGCUAUUAUCAAAUGAAUGCGAGUUGAAGGAUACCGAGACAGGUCUCCUCCAUAACUCUCCUGCAGAAAAAGAUAACGAUGGAUUUGUCAAGCCUGAGCCUGUUGACUAUGACGAGGCGCUUCCGCCUGGUCCCACCAACUCUUUAUUUUCUGCGGUGAUGAGUAGUUACCAUUAUCUUGAAUUGCCGGAAUGGGUGAAGUUGAAAAAGGUAAUUCUUCUGAGAAACGGUGGUGAUCUUUGGCCAGUUUUAUAUCAAAACCAGUUGGGUUUAAAGGCUUUGACACAAAGUUGGCAAGCGUUUGCAAAGGAAAGAGGCAUUCAGCCAGGAGACAACUGUGAAUUUGUGCUGGAAAGCGAACCAAAUGCCGACUUACCUUGUAGCGUGUUUAGAGUACAUGUUACUGCUAAAUAGUGUAAGUUGUACUCAGAUUCGACGUGUUUUUUCUUUUUUGGUGGUUUGUGGGAAUUCUGUUUUUGGAUGCAACUUUCAAGUGCAUAGUAAAUGUCGUAAAAGCAGGUAAUGGGUUUUUGUUGUCUCGUAUCGAGUUACAAGUGACUAUAAACUCUAAGAACAUGUAUAUUUUGUUCAUCAGUGUAUUAUCAUGUUUUUAUGAUGUUUCAA